AAAGCCGGCUUCCUCAAAUUCCCUGAAUUUGUUUGUGUCACGCGACAGUAUUUGAAACUGUUUUCGAGUUCAAAUCUUAUCACCUGUGCCUCGUUAUCAACGAUAGGAAUCGUUAUCCUCCCGGUAAUCUACAUCAGGGACACUGUGAUCAGUUUGGACAUCCUUGUGACAUUUUUUCGUUGAGUGUGUUCUGUGAUCUUUACAACGUUCAACGCAAAAAGAGGAAUUUACAAGUGACAUCUAAGUGAGGACGCUUGGUUGGAAGAUUGAAAUGUUAGGCAGCGAUGUCAGGUGUCAAUAAUGAUUGCAAAGUGUUUUAAGAGAGUUGUCAAAACGAUUGCUUCAGAGAUGAAUAUAGAUGACAGGCUGACUUCCGCUCACGUGGGAGAAUCUCAUUAUAGGAUAGUGCUAGCUUCUUUCGAAGGCUUUUAUACUUGUUUGAAGUGCAUCAUCGAAGAGAAGAGCUUUGACUUUUAGGAUCUUGACUUGUAUGUGCGAGUUUGUUAGUUCUUGUGUGUUACGAUUUUAAUCUGGUGCUUCAAGAAUAUAUUAGAGAAACUAAGGAGAUUGUUUCUUGAUGAGUGCCGAGUGUUGUUUCUUAGGAAAAUACCUAUAAAAGGGAACACUCUCUUUUGAUAGUCUCGCUGCUAUCCGACGGCCGGUUACUGCUCCAAUUUACGAAACUUCUUACAUUAAGAAACCUCGAUAUAUUAAUAUCUAGCUGAUGGUAUUCAGUGACAUCUUGAGAUAGUAACAUCUGUUAAUCGAGACACCUGCACUAAUUUCUCUAUUAGUAAAACUAUAAAGUAUACACCAAAAUUUCUGCUACGAGAAAAAUGUAUCGGACGUUGUGAAACGAAACUCGAGACAACAGUUUCUUACCGACGGGAUUUUGGUGAAGUGUCCCAUCAAUGAGAAUACGAAAGGUCCUGAAAAAAGCAUCUCCGUAAGGGAGACAAAAGAUCUCAAGUUGAUUCCCAACAUGGUUCUGGAACCAGGAGGUGGUUUGUCCUUUCCGCCGCCUCCUGGUGGCGGAUCUGCCGCCUCCGGAGGUUCACUUCUGGCACCCGCGAGGUUAUUCCAGAGGGCGACACCGGUUUUUCCGUUUCACCUCGCAGGAUGGCCACCUCAUCACCAGGUCCUUGGACAGGUGCAAAGUCAAGUCCAGCAGACGAUGCAGGCACAGCAUCAAGCUGCGGCUGCUGCUGUCAGAUUCCUGAGCCAUCAUCAUCCCCAUCAUCCCCAUCCAGCACUCGGAAAUCAUCCCCUUGUACCAAACAUUGGUUCUCAUCAUCCAGGAGCUCAUCAUCUACAUCAUGGAGGCGAUCACGGGGACGAUGAUGAUGAUAAGAAAGGAUGCGAUGGAGAGUCCGACGAGGGUGGAAGCAAGCGCAGGAGAAGCAGGACUAACUUUAAUAGUUGGCAAUUGGAGGAACUGGAACGAGCCUUCCUCUCGAGCCAUUAUCCCGAUGUAUUUAUGCGAGAAGCACUGGCUGUGAGACUCGAGUUGAAGGAAAGCCGCGUUGCUGUGUGGUUUCAAAAUCGCAGAGCGAAAUGGAGAAAAAAGGAGCACACGAAAAAGGGACCUGGAAGACCUGCCCACAACGCACAUCCCCAAAGUUGUAGCGGAGAACCAAUUCCGCCUGAAGAACUAAGAAGAAAAGAACGUGAAAGGCGACAGAAAAAAAUUCUGAAAGCCCUGGAACGUCAGCAACGAAAAUUAGCUGCCAAGGGAAUCUCAGUCGACCUCUCGACCUUGCGGGCUGAGUGGGAACAGCGGAGUGCAGCGGCCUCCGGUGGCAACUCAUUGAGCAGCUCUUUUGGUCAGUUAAGCAACAACAACGAGAGCAGCAGUGUUUCCGGGUCCGGAAAUGAUGCAAAUGAAGAGAUUGACGUAGUUGGAGGUCUUGACUCCUGUAGUGAAAGUGGAAGUGAAAGAAUGGAUUCAGCAGCCGACGGGUCUAUUGAUGGGGAAUGUUUCCCCCGACUGCUCGAUCAAAAACCAUCAAAUUUUUCUACAAACCAUCUCCAAAACCCCAAUUCGGGACUCAAUUUGAACCUAGAUCUGAAUCAUCAGCAGGGAAUUAAUCAUUGGGGUCUGAGCCUCUUGGAACGAAGGAGGGAGCUAGUUAGUUUGGGCAAUUCGGCAAUGAGGACAACUAACAACAAUCGAUUGAUCUCACAACAAACUGAUAGAGUUCUGCAUGAUGAUGAAGUGCAGAGCAGCAGUAUCGACCUGUCGAUUAAAGGCAGGGAGGAAAGGAGGAGACUGAAUCCGUUCUCGAUAGACAGCCUCCUAGGAAAUAAUCGAUGUAGUACUCCUAGUGUGAAACAGGAUAGGUCCUCCACACCCGCUCUCUCCAAUGGCAGAGAAUCCACAACUCCCACUUCACCCACCUCCCCUAUUUCCCUCCCAACUUCACUCUCAACUACGUAGUCUCAAGGUUUGAGGAGGGUUGCCGAGUUAGGGUUUGCUUUAGUAGGGAUCUUGAGGAAUUGGGAUUUUAAUUAGGAUUUAUAAAAUUUGUAUGAGUAUGGUGAGAAAGCUAACGAAGAAAUAUUAAUUGAAAAUGUAAUUAUUGCCAGUUUAUUAUCAGUUGAUUAAAAAAAAAUUGGUUAGAUACUGUUCCUUGAUGGAGAUGGUUAUCCACUCAGGGAUGGAUCCUUCGAAAAUUUAAAACGGAUCAGGAAGAAUUUCUUUAUUAAUGAUGUCCUAAGUGUAGAUACAAAAUUAGGAGCAGAUCUAUCAUAAUUCAACAUUCCUUCCGAAUUAAUAAAACAAUUUAUGUUGGAAAGUGGAUCUUACCUUGUUUAAGGUUGCAUUCUCUUUCCUUCAAAAUGAUUUUCUAUAUACCGUCGGGUUUAGUCCUAAAUAUUAAGCAUGGUCCCUAAUUAGAAAUCUUUUCUAAUCAAGUGGUAAGUUCUUGAUCACGCAUUCAUCCCCAAAUUUAUAUGAAAGAAUUCUAAAUUCAUUUUUAAUAUGUAGAAAGAUACAUCCUUGAUAAAUUGAAAGUGGAUCCAUAUUCAUUAAUCUUUAUUUCGAGAUGGGUCUUUAGUUUUGAAUAGAUCCAACCUGGCUUUAUUAAAUUUCGAAAGAAUAUUAACUUAGAACAAUCAUCUGAUGUUACUCAAAACCCAGCCAUGAUUUAGCCCAUGCUUAAUUUGGACGAAACCCAAAAUAAAAAAUCCGCAAAAGAAUCAGGAUUCCUUCUAAAGGGAAAUAGUAGGUGACCCUAGAACAUAUAUCCUUACCCACAUAUCUUUUCCGUACCUAGCGAAAGUCCCAUUUCCGUUCCAGUUUGAGAGGCAAAUGUGCAAUAAGAAUAUUAGAAGAUAUCCUCAAACAGUGGCCAGUCCGUCUUUGCAAAAACGACUUGUUGUUCUUGUGAACUAGCGUCGUUAAUUCAUUGAAAUAAGAGGGGCCUGCCAUGGAACCGGAAAGCGAGGAAUGUAUUUAUUGUAAAUAGCCGAUGCAGUAAUUUAAUUGACGUAGUAUUUACGAAAAGUCUACUGUUCGACGAUUGCAAUUUAUUAUUAAAAGCAAUAGUGGGUUCGCCCGAAAGUGUGUAAAUAUGAGUGUGUAGGUAGGCAACUGGCUUCUGAGAGAAUGAAUGUCCUCCCAAGCCUGGAGAUAGAGAUGCCAUAAAACUGAG
This is a messenger RNA of Belonocnema kinseyi, 3653 nucleotides long. RefSeq lists its product as uncharacterized. Lineage: Eukaryota; Metazoa; Arthropoda; Insecta; Hymenoptera; Cynipidae. The record is from RefSeq and is a predicted model, not a curated record. The transcript is spliced from 4 exons. Gene Ontology annotation, molecular function: DNA-binding transcription factor activity, RNA polymerase II-specific; sequence-specific double-stranded DNA binding. Bases 983 to 2437 code for a protein of 484 amino acids. Gene Ontology annotation, biological process: regulation of DNA-templated transcription.